AUGAUCAAUAUAAGACUCCCGGUGAACAGAUCCCGGCGGUCUUUAGUGGCUGCUGGUUGCCUAAAGUACUCGAGGUUCCACACCUCUGCCAUAAGAAGAAACAACCCUAAUGAGAUCGCAUUCGUGUUUGAUAUCGAUGGGGUUUUAAUUCGUGGAGGCCAGCCGAUCCCCCAGGCUAAGCCAACGUUGGAAUUACUCAAGAGUCUCCAAGUACCUUUUAUGUUACUCACCAAUGGUGGAGGGGUCACUGAACAUCAACGAACCCAAUAUUUAUCUAAGAACCUCGGCACCUAUCUCAAUCCAAUCCAGAUCGUUCAAUCUCACACCCCAUUCAAGACUUUAACUAAUGCGUACCGUCGAGUAUUAGUGGUGGGAGGUCCGGAAGACAAGGCAAGACACGCGGCAAUAAGCUACGGGUUCCAAGAAGUGGUGAUUCCAGCAGAUAUCGUCAGGGCUGACCCAUCGAUCUGGCCGUUUCAUAAAUACACUGCUGAGCAGUUAGAUCAGUGGGGCGAUAAAUCUGUGAAUGUUGCUGAUAAACCAUUCGAUGCAAUUUUCGUGUUCAAUGACCCUAGAGACAUGGGAAGUGAUUUGCAAAUCAUCUUGGACUUGUUGAAUUCGGAAAAUGGGUACCUUGGCACCAAGAGGAACCUUGAAAAGCUAGAAGAUAGAUCAAAGCCUGCAAUUCCUAUUUAUUUCUCCAACAAUGACUUACUUUGGGCCAAUGAGUACAAGUUGUCAAGACUUGGACAAGGAGCGUUCAGAAUCUGUGUAGAAAGAUUGUACCAGGAAUUAAACGAGGUGGAUAAAUUGGAAGAUACCAUUAUUGGUAAACCCAACGUGUUGACCUAUGACUAUGUUCACAAUGCAUUGAUUGACUGGAGGUUAAAGAUAUUAGCCAAUAAUGAUUUAGUGUACCACCCUCAAGAAUUGACCCAGGUUGUUCCUCAGUUGGGGGAAAAACCACAGAAUUCACCAUUCAAGAAAGUUUACAUGAUUGGGGAUAAUCCUGCCUCGGAUAUUCAAGGGGCCAAUAAUUAUGGCUGGGAAAGCUGUUUGGUGAAAACUGGGGUCUAUCAGGAUUCUGAUUUCCACAAUUUAACAGUAAAACCAACUCAUAUUGUGGAUAAUGUUUACGAAGCAAUAACUACCGUAUUAAAGACCAACCAGAUCAAUUUUUAG
Messenger RNA from Saccharomycopsis crataegensis, 1182 nucleotides. RefSeq lists its product as uncharacterized. Gene Ontology annotation, cellular component: mitochondrion. The transcript is spliced from 2 exons. The coding region runs from base 1 to 1182 and encodes 393 amino acids. NCBI's taxonomy places the organism in Eukaryota, Fungi, Ascomycota, Saccharomycetes, Ascoideales, Saccharomycopsidaceae. The record is from RefSeq and is a predicted model, not a curated record. Gene Ontology annotation, biological process: glycerophospholipid biosynthetic process.